AUGGAGCCAAUGUGGAGGAGAUUCUUAACGGGUGACUGGAUCAUUCUUAGAUGUGAUGCUGGUCGAGAGCUUCAUUCUGUGAGAUAUAAGUGGUUCGUAAACAACACUAUCAAAGAGUUCAGCGAGAAGAUUUACACCAUUGAGGCUGCUGGAAUAGAGCAUAAUGGGGAAUACAGAUGCCAAACUUUGACACAAACAACAGCCGACAGUAACAGCAUUCUCGUGAGAGUAUCCGAAAGUCCAGUGAUACUGCAGGUGGAUCCCAGACUGCAGAGAGAUGGUGAUCCCAUCACACUGAAUUGUCGGUGUACCCAGGACCAUGUGUGUGGGACAGGACAAAUUUACUUCUACAGAAAUGAGACCCUCCUGAACUCUGAUUCCAUGCCUCACAACGUCCAUCGUAUCCACCGAGCAACCCUAAUAGAUUCAGGGUGGUACCGCUGUGCGAUUUUCCAGAACCUUUCAGAAUUCCUGUCCCUCUGGAUGGAAGUCACUGUCCAGAUCCCUGUGAGCUGCCCAUCCAUCAGCUCAGAUCUGAAGGAGCCCGCUGUGUCCAUCGGUGACCACUUUCCCAUCCGGUGUACGUCUGAAAAUGGGACACUGCCUAUAAACCUCAUGCUUUACCACGACCACCACCCCCACCCCCUGAGGAACACAACAGUCGUUGACUCCAGGACAGCCACCUUCCAUGUCACCGUGCCACCUGAUGGGGAGGGCGCUGCGUACUCCUGUGGUGCUGCCAAUGCCGUUGCCCACGUUAUCAACUGCAGUGAGCCGCUCGUCCUCACUGUGUCAGGUCCCUCUGGGAAAUUUGCUCUGCAGGUCGGAGGUUCUGCUGUUGCUGCCGUUCUCCUCAUUGUUUUCCUGCUUCUGUUUGCUGUCUGCAAACUCCAUCAUAAAGAGAGACAUCAGGACACCUCUGGUUCCCAAUCCAGGAGAGACACCAGCAGCCCCAAUCAUGAUGAAAUUGUGUACUCUGUUGUCCAAGCAAAGAAGAAAGAAGGAGGCUCCGUCAGGACAAGAAGAGAACCACAGGAGUCUGACAGUCGUGUGACUUAUGCGUCAUUAAUGUACCUUGAAACACCAAAGGUCCGAGAGGCAAGUGCCAGAGGGGAGGAAGAAAAUGGCUCGUCCAUCUACCAGAACUUUCAGAGGAGGUAGUCACAGAGAUCUGCUGCCCCUGCUGAUGAGGAAGAGAAGUUCCUUCUGGUGGCAGGCAGGGGUCUGUUCAUUUGUCAUCUUCAACUGAAGAAUGGACCAAAUCAACAUGGGAACUUCACAU
Stegostoma tigrinum is the source of this 1282-nucleotide messenger RNA. Its product is annotated as Fc receptor-like protein 3. The coding region runs from base 1 to 1161 and encodes 386 amino acids. The transcript is spliced from 7 exons. Gene Ontology annotation, molecular function: transmembrane signaling receptor activity. Gene Ontology annotation, biological process: cell surface receptor signaling pathway. Lineage: Eukaryota; Metazoa; Chordata; Chondrichthyes; Orectolobiformes; Stegostomatidae. The record is from RefSeq and is a predicted model, not a curated record.